AUGGCUCACAUCCUCACUAACUCUCCAGUUGGCUUGAUCUGCCGCUGGCUCUCGAGGGGUUGUCUGUUUAAGCCCACUGAGGAGAGGCCAGAGUUUAAGUUACCCCGGGCAUAUCAACUUGCUGCAGCUGGCAGCAAUAUCCCUCAUGACCAGUCGAGCACACUAGAGGGUGAGAAGGGGACCCACAUCGGAAAUGAAUCAGUGUCCGAAGGCAGCACUCAGGUCAAGGCACAGAGCCCAUCCGUGAUACAGCAACAGCAACAAGAGCAGCAACAACCCUUAUGGAACGAACCCACAAUUAUGUCCGAUGGGUCAAUUAGAGUCGACUGGUAUUCCGAUCAGGACCCUGACAAUCCGCAUAACUGGUCAAUCGCCGCAAAGCUCCUGGUGUGUAUUUCGGUCAACCUCUUCACAUUCAUGGUCUACAUGUCAGUCGCCAUCUUCUCGCCUGCAGAGGGAGAAUUCAUGACACUGUUCGGCGUAAAUCGCUCUGUGAGCGCCAUGGGGAUGGCACUGUCUGUGCUGGGGUAUGGUACAGGGCCUAUGAUUUUCAGUCCCCUUUCAGAAAUCCCAUCAAUAGGUCGCAAUCCGCCUUAUGGGAUUUCUGUCACAGUCUUUUUACUACUCAGUAUUCCGACUGCGCUCGUUAAUAAUGUCCCGGGUUUUUUGAUUUUGCGGUUUCUGCAGGGCUUCUUUGGUUCCCCCGGGCUGGCUACCGGCGGCGCAUCCAUCGCCGACGUUACUGACCUUGCGAAUCUUCCGUAUGGCCUCUACAUCUGGGGGACUUGCUCCGUCGCAGGUCCGGCCGUCGCCCCAGUUAUUGCAGGCUUUAGUGUCCCCGUGAAGGGCUGGCACUGGUCUAUGUGGGAAGUUCUCUGGGCCGCAGGCAUCUGUUUUGUAUUUCUCAUCUUCCUGCCCGAGACCUCCGGUCCAGCCAUUCUACAUCUGCGCGCAAAAAGGCUCCGAGCUCUUACAGGCAACCCGGCCUUCCAAUCCCAGUCCGAGAUUGAGGUCAAAAACACUUCGACUAUGCAAACUCUUUACCAGGCCUUGGUCAUUCCUUGGAAGAUCAAUGCGCUGGACCCUGCCAUUCUCUUCAGCACGAUCUAUAUCGGGCUUGUCUACGCCAUCUUCUACUCGUACUUCGAGGUCCUGCCGCUCGUAUACAUUGGAAUUUACCAUAUGACCCUUGGGCAGCUUGGUCUGAUCUUCCUGGCCGCAAUCGUGGGUACCGUCGUAGUCAUCCCAUACUACUUCUGGUUCACCCACUACUCCCUGAACGGGGACUUUCGUCGGGGUCAAGUUCCCCAGCCAGAAAAAAGACUCAUUCCCGCGCUUUUUGGAAGUAUCCUUGUACCUAUUGGCUUGUUUAUUUUUGCGUGGACCUCGCGUGAAUCCAUCCACUGGAUAGUCCCGACGGUGGGUAUGGUCCUGGAGGUAGCAGGCAUGGCGCUUGUUCUUCAGUGUAUAUUCAGCUACAUUGCCGUGGCUUAUGUCACCUAUAGUGCCAGUCUGUUUGCGAUCAAUGAUAUGUGUCGUGCAUAUCUCGCAUUUGGGGCGAUUCUUGUGUCCGGACCUAUCCAGGGGGCGACCGUGUUGGCGGGUCUUACCGUGGGCUGUGUGGGAGGCAUGUUUUUGUUGUACUGGCUUGGGCCGGAGUUGCGGAGGCGAAGUAGAUUUGCCCAGCGUGGUUAA
This is a messenger RNA of Penicillium coprophilum, 1695 nucleotides long. RefSeq names its product MFS transporter. Gene Ontology annotation, biological process: xenobiotic detoxification by transmembrane export across the plasma membrane. The coding region runs from base 1 to 1695 and encodes 564 amino acids. The transcript is spliced from 3 exons. The record is from RefSeq and is a predicted model, not a curated record. Gene Ontology annotation, molecular function: fluconazole transmembrane transporter activity. Lineage: Eukaryota; Fungi; Ascomycota; Eurotiomycetes; Eurotiales; Aspergillaceae.